AUGUUUGCUUCAAACACAUUUUUUGGUUUUCCGCCUUUAAUUCCUUUUGGAACGGAGAUUGCGACACCGAAAAGUGAAAAGAAUGUUUUGGAGAAGGGGCUGGAAGGAAAUGAGAAGAAUGCGACGGGAGAAGAUGGAAGGUCAAAAAGUGGAAUUGUUCUUUCUAGACGGGCUGGAAUUAAGGUUCGAUUCAAUCCUCCAGUAUUUGAUAAUGUUGCUCAUUUCUUUCGUAGGUUUAUUUUUAUGCAUGUUUUCUAA
Messenger RNA from Meloidogyne enterolobii, 258 nucleotides. NCBI's taxonomy places the organism in Eukaryota, Metazoa, Nematoda, Chromadorea, Rhabditida, Meloidogynidae. The record is from the annotation of a GenBank genome assembly.